This is a messenger RNA of Vollenhovia emeryi, 1044 nucleotides long. Its product is annotated as serine/threonine-protein phosphatase 2A regulatory subunit B'' subunit beta-like. Lineage: Eukaryota; Metazoa; Arthropoda; Insecta; Hymenoptera; Formicidae. The coding region runs from base 1 to 1044 and encodes 347 amino acids. The transcript is spliced from 6 exons. Gene Ontology annotation, cellular component: protein phosphatase type 2A complex. The record is from RefSeq and is a predicted model, not a curated record. Gene Ontology annotation, biological process: protein dephosphorylation. Gene Ontology annotation, molecular function: protein phosphatase regulator activity; calcium ion binding.
AUGUAUGCUAAAAGAAUUCCCAUCGAGGAGGUGCCGGAGGAAGACGAAGCUGCUGCUGAAUGGCUACACAAGCUCUAUCAACAAAAGGUAAUUGCUAGGAUAUUUUAUUGCGUGAAUCGAAGUUGGAGCGGUAAAAUUUCAAUUGCCGAAUUAAGACGAAGCAAUCUGUUGGCGGUGAUCGCCGUGCUUGAGCACGAGGAGGAUAUUAAUCAGGUUACAGCAUACUUCAGUUAUGAAUACUUUUAUGUGAUAUAUUGCAAAUUCUGGGAGUUGGAUCACGAUCAUGAUCUCUUCAUAGACAAAACAGAUCUAACGAGACACAAUGAUCAUGCUUUAUCUACUCGAAUGAUCGAAAGGAUAUUUAGUGGUGCUGUGACAAGAGGUGGUAGAGUAAAAAAUAGUAACAAUGCACAACAACCAGAGGACAAGAUGAGUUACACAAAGUUUGUAUGGUUCCUUCUUAGUGAGGAAGACAAGAAUCAUUCAACUGCCAUUGAAUAUUGGUUUAGAUGUAUGGAUCUCGAUGGCGAUGGUUACUUGUCGAUGUACGAAUUGGAAUACUUCUAUGAAGAGCAAUUACGCCGAAUGGAAGCGAUUGGCCUGGAGACCUUGCCUUUUGAAGAUUGUCUUUGUCAGAUGUUGGAUAUGAUUCAUCCGGUGAUACCAGGCAAGAUAUCGUUGACCGACUUGACAAACUGCAAAAUGACAUCCAUCUUUUUUGAUACCUUUUUCAAUCUGGAAAAGUAUCUGGAUCUGGAUCACGAACAGAGGGAUCCUUUUGCCUCGACGAGGGAUCACGAUGCUGACGAUGCAGCUACAAUGUGCCCAAAUUUUAAAGGGCCCGAAACUAGAGCGGAAUUUAAAUUAGAAGUAAUGGAAGUUUUUCGUGCGGCAAAACAACGACAUUAUUUAGAAAACAACAAAGAUAAAAGUGCAGCAGCAAAUGAAAAUGAAGAAAUCAAUGUCGAAGACACUGCAGAUUAUUUUGAUACUGAUGGGAUUCCUGAAACAGAAGAUCCUGAUGCGUCAAAUGAAAGUAAUUGA